Necator americanus (New World hookworm) is the source of this 993-nucleotide messenger RNA. RefSeq lists its product as uncharacterized. The record is from RefSeq and is a predicted model, not a curated record. Gene Ontology annotation, molecular function: oxidoreductase activity. Bases 1 to 993 code for a protein of 330 amino acids. Lineage: Eukaryota; Metazoa; Nematoda; Chromadorea; Rhabditida; Ancylostomatidae. The transcript has 9 exons. Gene Ontology annotation, cellular component: plasma membrane.
AUGAUGCAAAAUUGGAUAUAUACACUGAUCUUCCGUGAGUCCAACCAUACAGGCCCAUUGCGGCUGAUUAAUGCCAAUGAUUUUCUGGGCAAACUUCCAUUGUUUUGGGAUGCUCGGUCUUCAGAGGCCCUUCUUAACGUCGUCGUUUCAAUUUUAGUGAUCGCAUUUAUUUCCUAUCAAGUGUUGUCACUUAUUUUUAUUUCGAAUAAAAAUGAUGACAAAGAUAUGUUCCCCGCAAAUCAUGCAAGAGAACGAAAAGAUAAAGGAUGUGGUGAUGAUUCCAGUAUUGCUGAUUUGCAUAAACACAUGUUCAAGGAAAAAGAGGUUCUCUACCAUAUUCCUUAUAUGCAUGAGAGGGAAAUGUUGCGAGCUUCACAGCACUUCUAUGAACAAAUGAAAAUGCGACGAAGUGUGCGAAGCUUCAGUUCGAAACGUGUUCCGUUGAAAAUAGUUCAGAAUCUCAUUAAAACUGCAGGCAAGGGUCCAAGUUGUUCUCCGAGCGCCGGAAAUGCUCAACCGUGGAAGUUUUGCGUUGUAGUUAGUGACGUAAGAAAAGCAGAAAUUCGAGCCUUGAUAGAGGCUGACGAAAAAGAAAAUCACAUUCGUCGACAUGGUGAAGGUUCCGAAUGGGUUAUGGGUGUAUCGCAAUUGGAACAGACAUGGACGAGGCCGUAUCUCACAGACGCACCGCUGCUACUGAUCGUAUGCCAUGAGAUAUUCACAACUGUUGAAAACAAAGAAAUUCGGCUCUUUCAAUACAACGAGUUGAGCACAGCUAUUUCUGUGGGAAUGCUCCUAUCAGCAAUCCAGUACGUCGGUCUCAGCACUGUUGUCACGUCUCCAUUAAAUGCUGGACCACAAAUUUCCCGGCUCCUUCGACGUCCGCAAAACGAAUGUGUGAUGUUGUUACUUCCAUUGGGAUACGCUGCAGCAGAUGCACUUGUGCCAGAUUUUAAGAGGAAACCCGUUGAAAGCAUCACGCAUUUGUAUUGA